Perca fluviatilis (European perch) is the source of this 1722-nucleotide messenger RNA. It is a transcript of the gene ccdc169, whose product is annotated as coiled-coil domain containing 169. The record is from RefSeq and is a predicted model, not a curated record. Lineage: Eukaryota; Metazoa; Chordata; Actinopteri; Perciformes; Percidae. The transcript is spliced from 8 exons. The coding region runs from base 468 to 1202 and encodes 244 amino acids.
CCUACCAGGCCUACAUUUUUAUAUUGGCUGUUUCUCGAAAGGUGUUUUGAUAAAUGGAGAAAAACAAGUUGUGCGCUUGUUUUUCCAGUUAUAAUAUAUUCUGCGAGAUAAAUCAACUGGCAUGUAUAUAGGCCAAUAAUGUUAACUGUUGAAUUAAGGAAGUCAAUUUUCCUACCUGGACCUAAUUAAGCGCGAAAUAAGCUUCAUGGAAAUGUCUGCUUGCAAGAAAACCACUGUAUGUGACGAAUAUGUAAUUUACGAGCUAUUUAUUUGUGUACUGUCAUUUAUUUAUAUAUUUAACCGAGGAAGAGGUUUUCCUUUCAAACCUCCCGCUCAUCUGGGCCAUUGUGGUCCGAGGCCGCCUGAACGAGCCGGAAAGAGCGGUCUCCAUGGAAACCUCGAGGCACAAACUUUUUUUUCAGUCGAUGUCAUAGACAGUCUAUGGUCGAUGUCAGUAUUUCACAAAUAUGAAUGGAGAUAGCGACUACAGCAAAUACGAUUUGGCACGCCUGCAGGAAGAACUUGAGCAAGAGAGGGAAAUGAAAGAAAUGCUUGAGGAGUCGGUGUCUGAUCUGCGGAGCACCAUGUGUGAACUGCAAGAAAGACUGCAUAGUGUUGAUGGGGAAGGAAAUGAGUGGAAGACAAGGUAUGAGACACAGACUGAGCUAAAUGGACAGUUGGACAGACAGAUGUCACUCAUUCAUGAGAGACUGGAGGACCUACGAGGAAACCCCAUGGAUCGAUUGGCCUCCAUCCGAAUUUAUGAUGACAUGCCGGUAGAAACAUUGAGACAGCGUCUGAAGCUCCUGACUGAAGAGAAGUCUGACCUCCAGAGUCAGCUGAUGGACUGUCGCAGCAGAAUUGAACAGGAAAGAAAGGCAUUUCAUAAAACCAAUGAUGAGAGGCGGGCAUACCUUUCAGAAAUUGCUAAGCUGUCCUCCACCCUUGAAGCCCAACGAAAACAGUACUCCGCCCAGCCACAGAGGGCACCCAAGAGCAAACAGAGGAGAGAGAGGCAGACCAGCAGGAAGGCAGAGGCUGAUUCUAAGAAAGAAAAAGAGAGAGAUGAAGAUGGAGGAGGAGCGUGUUUGAAAGUAGGAGGUGGUGGUGGUGGACCAACAGCAGAGAGAAGAGAAGAGAAGAAAUCUCAAAGGGGGAGCUGCUUACCCAGCCUAAAGGACUACCUAAAACACAAUCCCUAACUCAAACCUGGUGUUAUAACCCUUUUUUUUUAAAAGAGGGAACCCCUCUUCUGGGUAUGCUGGAAUGAUUGUAGUAGAAAAUUGCCAUACCCAUAUGUUUUCAGUACAAGAAUGUACUUAUAUGCUUCCUAUGGCUUUGUUUCCAUUUCUCAAAGGCUGAUUGUGAGGAAACAUAUGCUGUUCCUAUGUAAUUUGAUCAGUUACACUUUACUUGAAGGUAUCUACAUAAGAUUGACAUGACACUGUCAUGAACGUGUCAUAAACAUUAUAAACAAGUCAUAAAUGUUUAUGACAUAACGUUCUGUCAUUACGUGUCGGUUGUUUUUUGUCAUGACAAGUUAUGGUUAGGGUUAGGGUUGUGUCAUGUGUCAUGACAGUGUCAUGUCACUCUUAUGUAGAUACCUUCAAGUAAAGUGUUACCAGUUGAUCUACUCAUAUGCCACAGUCAGUAUUGCAAUUCAGUGAUUAUUUUACAAUUGAUGGCAAAUACAGUGGUAUAAAAUGUUACAUUAAUGAUUAA